Molecule: messenger RNA, 3450 nt
Organism: Seriola dumerili (greater amberjack)
Lineage: Eukaryota; Metazoa; Chordata; Actinopteri; Carangiformes; Carangidae
Gene: keap1a
Product: kelch-like ECH-associated protein 1
Exons: 12
Coding region: 954-2759 (601 amino acids)
Molecular function (GO): protein binding
Source: RefSeq, a predicted model, not a curated record
UGCAGAAAUUCUUCCCCCUCCACCCCCACCACCUCCAUAGCCCUUGAACGUCUGCCAGUGGCGACGCAGAGCGGCAGCGACGUUCACAGCUCCGCACAUUUCUCCUUUUAACGUGGAGGACGACGCGUCUGCUGGUUUCCUGACAGGACUCAGAGCCUCAGUCAGCGACCGGGGGAAGACCUCCGGUGGUCGGACAACUCUCGCUGUAAAACUCGCACAAGUGAUUUCUGUGGUAUAGUGAUAUGGAGUUUCCCAGCCGCCGUGGAGCUGUUGCUCUGGGAUAAGCAUCGCAGCAGACGGGAUCCCUGCCAGGAUACUUCUGAUUGUGCAGCUACACACGUUUGCCAACCACUUCUCCUUCUCCUUGCAGAGGACUCCCUGAAAAGUCAGAAUGGAUUACUUUCACAACCCUGAAACCUGUAAGAUCUGGACCAACAGCAAUUUAAUUAUCAUGGGUUGACUCAUGCUUUGGGAGCUGUCUGAUCCUGACACAAAUGCUGUCAGUCAUGUUGGAGCCAGGACCUGUGGAUGAGGGAGUAUUAUGUGGUUCACCAUCGGUCUGCAAGUUUGUUUACCCAUCGUAUGUGCGCAGAGAAACGUAUGACCUCUACUUAUUUUUAUGCAGCAACUGGCUUUUCCUGUGGACUGCUUACUCUGCCUGCUGGCUGUUGCUGAGAUCACCAAUGGAUAGCACCAUCACUCGGUUCACAACCCUACUUCCUUUGGAAAAGUCUACUCUCUGAAUAGAUUUUUGUGUUUAUAUUUGCAUAAAAAUGGAGAAACUAAAGACAUGUGCUCACUGGAGUCUUCACAUCGAUGAAAUAAAGACCAAAAGAAUUUCCUCUGUUGAAAGUCUAACCCCAGUGGGAUAAGAACUCAAAACUUUAAACUGUAGAAGACUUUGAGACUGAAAAAAUAAUAACUCUGGACUACUCCCCUUCCUCUCUCCCAUAAUGCAUUGCCCAAUGAGGAAGAAACGUCCCACACGUAAUUCUGAUUUCUCAGCUAUUGUGGUUCCCUCGAUGCACGGGUCUGGGUACCUUGACUACACGGUCGAGACCCACGCUUCCAGAUCCAUGAAGGUCAUGGACGAGUUCAGACGGCAGGAGAUGCUGUGUGACCUGGUGCUGCAUGUCACGUACAAGGAAAAAACUGUGGACUUCAAGGUGCACAGGGUGGUACUGGCCUCCUGCAGCCCCUACUUCAGAGCCAUGUUCACCAGCAGCUUUAAAGAGUGUUGUGCCUCGGAGAUCACCUUGCGGGAUGUUUGCCCCCAGGUGGUGGGAAGGCUCAUUGACUUUGCCUACACCUCCCACAUCACAGUGGGAGAGAAAUGUGUGUUGCACGUUCUCUUGGCUGCUAUGAGGUAUCAGAUGGAGGAUGUGGCCAAAGCAUGCUAUGAUUUCCUUACUAAGCAUCUGGAGCCAGCUAAUGUCAUCGGCAUCGCCCGCUUUGCUGAGGAGAUUGGCUGCACAGAGCUGCACCAAAGAAGCCGAGAGUACAUCAACACACACUUCAAUGAGGUGACUAAAGAAGACGAGUUCUUCAGCCUCUCUCACUGCCAACUGCUGGAGCUCAUCAGUCAGGACAGCCUGAAGGUCCUCUGUGAGUCUGAGGUGUAUAAGGCCUGUACCGACUGGGUCGGCUGGGACAUGGAGGGUAGAGCCCAGUACCUACAUGCCCUCCUGAAUGCAGUUCAUAUCUACGCUCUGCCUCCGAAGUUCCUUAAGAACCAGCUCCUGUCCUGCCCCAUCCUCAGUAAGGCCAAUUCCUGUAAGGACUUCCUUUCUAAAAUCUUCCAGGAUAUGACACUAAGGAAGCUGCCUCCUGCACCGAACCGAGGAACUCAACUCAUCUAUGUGGCUGGCGGAUACCGGCAGCAUUCACUAGCCUCCAUGGAGGCUUAUGAUCCCAGGAGGAAUGCCUGGCUAAAACUGGCUGACAUGGGCUCUCCAUGCAGCGGCCUGGGAGCCUGCGCCCUCUUUGGACUGCUCUACACUGUCGGGGGCAGGAACUUGUCGCUUCAAAACAACACGGAGUCCAGCGCCCUGUGCUGCUAUAACCCAAUGACCAACCAGUGGAGCCAGCGAGCCUCCCUCAACAUCCCCAGGAACAGGGUCGGUGUGGGCGUGGUGGACGGCUGCAUCUACGCCGUGGGAGGUUCUCAGGGCUCGACGCAUCACAACACGGUGGAGAGGUGGGACCCAGAGUCGAAUCGCUGGUCGUUUGUUUGCCCGAUGUCGGUGGCUCGUCUAGGGGCCGGUGUGGCGGCGUGUGGGGGGGCUCUGUACGUGGUGGGGGGAUAUGAUGGACAGAACCGAUGGAACACUGCUGAGAAAUACCAGCCUGACACUAACACCUGGCACCAGCUGGCUCCCAUGAGCACUAUACGCAGCGGACUGGGGUUGGUGUGUGUGAACUCGUACCUGUACGCUGUAGGAGGGUAUGAUGGGAGGAGCCAGCUGUCGUCUGUGGAGCGUUACAACAUAGCCAGGAAUGUUUGGGAGCCCAGGGCCUCCAUGCAAUUCUGUCGCAGUGCACACGGAGUGACGGUCCACCAGAGACGCAUCUUUGUCCUCGGGGGUUUUAACCAGCACGGCUUCCUGUCCAGCGUCGAGUGUUACUGUCCAGAAAGAAAUGAAUGGACGUGUGUGACCGAGAUGCCCGUUGGACGCAGCGGCAUGGGCGUCGCUGUUACCAUGGAGCCCUGUCCUGGCAGCCUGCCAGAACCAGAGGAGGACGAGGAUGGAGCCACAUAGGAUGAGGAUGAAAUCUGCUGAAAGUGUCAAGUGUUGAAUACGGUGGUGUCGAAGUGGUGCUGCUUUUCAAGAGAGGGUUAAGUGCAUUAAUUAAAAAAACAUUCCAAUAUGAAAACUCCUCAUAUAGCCCCGCCCUCAUGGGUCCUACUUGUAUUGCACCGUGGGGUACUGCUGGUAGGAUUUGAAUGGAGGAGGAGGAACUAUAUCUCUACAUCUGCUGGGGAACAAGUGAAACAGAGAAACUGGUAGCAUGACAGUGACCCCGCAAUAAUAAGGUGCUACGGAUGUAAUCUCAAAUAAUAGUUCUAUUUAAUUGAAUAUUGUUAUUCAUUCACUGUUUUUAAUCUCUUUAGUGUUCAAAUUUAUAAAUUGGCCUUCAGUGUCUAAUUUCUAAUUCCUCGCUUUGUUUUAUUUACAUCUCUACCUCCGUCUGUGUCUCUGUCUGAAUGAGCACUUUUCUUAUUUUUCUUCAUUUUUGUGCCAAUGAGGUUUCACCCAAAACUGCCAUUUUAAAACUUUUUAUUGAUUUUUUUUUUUUUUUCAUUCACUUUAUUUUAUUUUUUGUUUCUGAAAAUGAAGUUAAUCAAAUGUGUGAAUGAUGAAUAUCUCACGUCUGCAACAUUUGUUCAGAAAUGUAAUUCACAUUCUCUCAUAUGCACUGAUGUUAGUAAAGACAAAUGUGUUUUACUGA